Molecule: messenger RNA, 2121 nt
Organism: Scheffersomyces stipitis CBS 6054
Lineage: Eukaryota; Fungi; Ascomycota; Pichiomycetes; Serinales; Debaryomycetaceae
Gene: NAB3
Product: Nab3p
Exons: 6
Coding region: 1-2121 (706 amino acids)
Molecular function (GO): RNA binding
Source: RefSeq, a predicted model, not a curated record
AUGGAAGUGAAUCCAGUCCAUUUAGAACGAAAAGAGGUUGAAAGUGUCGAUGCGCCAGAAGUCGUGGUUGCUACUUCAGAACAAUAUGAUCCCUUGGUCCAAGAAGAAGAGGACCUUGAAGACUAUGAGCCUAGAAUUGACCAUGAACAAGUAGGUGGUUCAGACAGCGAAGUAUCGGUAUCCCAUCCUGCCGAGGAAGCUCAGGACGAAGAAGAAGAGUACGAUCCUGAAGCAGCCUUUAAUGAGUUUGAGCAAGAGUUGAAACAUGAGCAGAAUCAGGAGACUGAAGUUCGUAAAAUCGAAAAUCAUGAACCUCAAAAAAAUGAUGAAGACGAAGACGAUUAUGAUCCGGAAAGUGCCUUGGACAGAAACAUUAAGCCAUCCCAGUCUCCUGUGCCUAUAAAUGUAGCCUCUGAACCUGAAAACAAACCGUUAAACCCCAUUCUUAAGGGAAAGAGCCCUGUAGACAGUCUUCCACCCAAACCUCAGGUAGGUGGUUUCAAAUCUUCUCCUUCUCUUCCACCUGCUCCCACAUCGCAACAAGAUAUUAGACAAGCGUAUGAGGCUAUUAUGCAAAGCGAUUUGGUUAAGGAUCCCAAUUUUGUCAACUUGUCGCAGACAGAACAGAUGAAACUAAUUCAAGACCAGUUGGAGAAAAGGCAAAUGAACUUGGCUGGAAAAAUUGACCCAGAUAUGAACUAUGAUCAAGUGUAUUCGUACAAUAAACCCUAUAAGAACUUGAAAGAUCCCAUCCCUCUUAUACCUGUCAACAAGUUCUGUCGUAGACCAAAUAUCACUGCUCCUAUGACCCCCGAAGAGGAGGCAGCUUAUAAGGACUUUAUUAAGACAGAAGCUGACUACUUGGAUCUGGUUACAUGGGAAGAGUUUCCUGACAACCUGAGAUUGUUCAUAGGUAACUUGCCAGCAAACACCAUCUCCAAGCAAGAUUUGUUUCGUAUUUUCAGCAAGUAUGGGGAGGUUAUACAGAUAGCUAUCAAAGCAGGAUAUGGGUUUGCCCAGUUUAAGACUGCCGAGGCAUGUUUGGAAUGCAUUAAAGGAGAAUCAAAUGUACCAUUGCAUAACAAGAUGAUGAGACUCGAUGCUUCUAAGCCUCAGAAAGUAAAGAAACAAACAAAACCUGAGUUCUCAGCUGGAGGUUCUGACGAGUCCUUCGGUACAAAGAAAUUCAUUCCAGACUGCCAAUUGUACAUCACAGGAAAGUCUCCUGUAUUUUUUAUUAGAAAGGUUAAGAAGACAUUUGCUAACUCUCAGAUCACCAUUGAUACGGAAGACGUCACGCAUAAGGACAUCGGUGAUGUCAUCAGUGAAGCAGCGUAUUCUGGAGUUCUUGCUGCUUGUAUCAUCAAGGAGCUUAAGGUUGAUGUACAGACAUUUGAAAGCACAGAAGAUGGUGGCGUCAAGUUUGACGAAUACGCUGAUAUUGAUCCAGAAGUAGCCGUAGAAAUUUUGACAAAGGCAAAGGAAAAGAGAUAUGGAAACAAUCUUCCACAAUACAUCCCUCAAGAAGACAGCCAUACGGAUUUCGUCAACAACAUGACCAGAGUCAAUAUGGUGGAUAUGAGGACAAUCAAGGUUAUCGUAAGAGAUCAGGUCCUGGUUAUUCCGCAGGCUCUUACAAGAGGCAGCAUUAUAACCAGAAUUACAGACAACAUCGCCAUGGUGACUGGGGCAAACAUCAUCAAAAUAAUCAGCAGCAACAGCCAUAUGGCCAACCUCCACCAUUUCAAGCACAGCUUCCGUAUGGCCAACCUCCUCCUCCUCCAAAACUACAGCCAACCAAACCUGUUUAGCCAACAGAAUCAACAAAAUCAGUAUCAUCGACAACAAAUUAAUCAACAUCACCAAGGACCACAAACCCAGUAUAACCAAGGACCACAAAAUCAAUAUAACCAAAGACCAAAACAGCAAUAUCAAGAACCACCACAAAUUCAACACCAACCACCACCACAAAUUCAAUAUCAACAAUCACAAGUUCCAGUAAACUCGAACCUGUCAAACAUUGCGCAAGCAUUGCAAGGUUUAGAUGCCUCACAAGUGCAGAAUUCUAAUAGUACACUGACUCUCAUGGAGACGUUGGCACGUUUAAGCAGAAAACAGUAA